AUGGAGCCUGUGAAUCCAGGAAGCUCGCUUAUAGUAACUGCCGCCCAAGCAUUUGAGAAAUGUUCGGAUCUAGCAGAAGGUCAGAAGAUUAUGGAGAGUAUGGCUAAAGAAGUCGAGGUCAAUAAGGAUUUAUUUUAUAAAGCCGUCGUGAAUUUUAUAUCUGGAAACAAAAGCAUAUUAGAGGAAAGUUUUAAGCCAGUCACAGAUGUUGAACUUGUUGAACCAGUAUCCACAGAUAUUGCACAAUAUAAAAAUGCAAUAGAAACACUUCUGAUUUUCGUGAGAAAAUACGAAAACGUUGCUAAUGGUCUUGAAACGGCUUUCGAAGAAAUAUCUGAUAAUUUGAAGAGUUGUUCGAAUAACAUAAAAGAUUACUUGGAAGACUUUAACGAUAUAAAGGAAGAACUGAAGCGUCUGCAGCAAAAUAAAUACAAACCAGAUAAACGACAGUCAACUGGAAAAUGGUCCACAGCAGCGAACAUACUUUCUCUAGCUGCAUCAUUCACGGUUGGUGGUUUUGCGCCUGAACUAUUACUUGGAGGUGCGAGCCUGAGCGCGGCUUACAAUUCCAACACUUGUUCUGGCGCGUGUGAGCAUAUUGAACAGCUUAGGGAGAAAAUUAAGAAAUUAGAAAUUCAAAUAAACAGCAAGAAAACAGUUGAGGUAUUGUAUGAAGCUUUGAGAGGUGCGACAGUUGAAGCUGGCCAAACAAAGGCGUAUUGGAAAAAGCGCAAUUAUGGUCUUGAAGGACUUCUUAAAAAGCUUGAAAAUCAUGAACAGCGAGGACAACACCUCGACGAAGCGGAAGCGCGGAACUUUAGGACGGAGUGGUUAGAUUAUCAGAAAGAGUACUCGAAAUAUUCGAGCACAAUUGUAUUAUAA
Messenger RNA from Paraglomus brasilianum, 882 nucleotides. The record is from the annotation of a GenBank genome assembly. NCBI's taxonomy places the organism in Eukaryota, Fungi, Glomeromycota, Glomeromycetes, Paraglomerales, Paraglomeraceae.